Paramecium pentaurelia is the source of this 1048-nucleotide messenger RNA. Lineage: Eukaryota; Ciliophora; Oligohymenophorea; Peniculida; Parameciidae. The record is from the annotation of a GenBank genome assembly.
AUGUCAAACAAUUAAAUCAUAUACUAAUAGUAAGAAGAACAAAGAUCUCUAUUUUCUCGAUUAUGUGCUUGUUUACAAAUAUUUAAUAGAAAAAAGAAAUAAGGAUCAUCAAAUUAAUAUCAUCCAGAAAUUGAUACACCCAAAUCAUCCUUUAUUGUAUUAAUAAACAAAUAAUUCUCAGUUUGGAUAAAAGAAAAUUAUAGUCUUAGAUUUAGAUGAAACAUUAGUACAUAGUCAAUUUUAACCUAUGGAUAAUUACGAUCUUUGUUUAGAUGUACAAUUCUAGUGACAUAUAAAGAUUGUUGUUUAAUCAUAAAAUUUCAAAGUUUAUGUCCUUGUACGACCUGGUGCUAAAUAAUUCAUUGAUGAACUAAGCAAUUUUUAUGAUAUUAUUUUAUGGACUGCAAGUCUUAAAGAAUAUGCUAAACCUGUAAUGGAUUUUGUUGAUCCUGAUAAAAAGGCUAUAGACAGAUUAUUUAGAGAGAAUUGUACAAUUAUAAAAAGUGGUUUGACUAAAGAUCUAAAUAAAUUAGGUAGAGAUUUGAAAGAUAUUAUUAUUGUUGAUGUAAGUAUAUAUUAAUUAUAAUUAAGAAUUCAAUCUUGUCAUUUACACUUAAUCCAGAAAAUGGUUUUAAAGUUAAGGAUUUCUUUUAUGACAUAUAAGAUAAAGAACUUGAAUAAAUACUACCAUUUUUGAUUUGGAUCUCAUAAGUAAUCUUUAUAAAAAUUAAAUAAGCUUCCUGAUGUGAGACCAGUGGCUUUAUAAUAUCAGUAAUUUAUUAAUUCAUCUCCUGAAUAAUUAAAUCAAAGAAGAAAUGGUAGUAUUGUACCAAUUGAAUAACAUAAAUUUUAAAGUGUCUCAAGAUCUUACACUAUUUAAAGAGAAAUAAUUAAGUAAGCCUCCAUAAUAAAAACUUUAACAUUAUCUAAAAAUGAUGAUGAUGAAUUUGAUGAAAUUGUCAUUAAAAAAUAAAUAAAAUCAGCAGUACUUUCAAAAUAGGAUCAAACUAAUGAUAGUGAGAAGGAGACAUUUGAAAUUGGAAAUUGA